This is a messenger RNA of Scheffersomyces stipitis CBS 6054, 798 nucleotides long. It is a transcript of the gene WSC3, whose product is annotated as cell wall integrity and stress response component 3. NCBI's taxonomy places the organism in Eukaryota, Fungi, Ascomycota, Pichiomycetes, Serinales, Debaryomycetaceae. The coding region runs from base 1 to 798 and encodes 265 amino acids. The record is from RefSeq and is a predicted model, not a curated record. The transcript has a single exon.
AUGCAUGCAAUUAGGAAUGUCGAAGAUUCAGGAAUGUCUGAUUCAGACUCGACAAUUUCAAACUCGAGCACAAUCUCAUUUUCCAGCUUGAAGACGCCAGACAGACGCACCAGUCGUAUGAGAGGGUCGACUGCCAGCACAUCCACCAACGCAUCCUUUACACUGGCCGCUUCCACGUUUUCGUCGGCCGCUUCAGCGUUCACGGCUACCACAGCAUCUACGUCUUUAACCAGAGACACGAGAGACUCCGCUAAAGUUCCAGUGUCGGUGGUUCCUUCGCCAUCCUCGACAUAUGUCUACACCAGAGACGGCCGUUUGGCACCCUGUGUCGCCUACGUUGUUGCCCAAUUGAAGAUGAUGUCCGAGCAGGCCAGUGAAGACAAGGAAGCCGGUAGUGGUAUCGAAGUUGCCAGUAGAAGAGGCACUACUCUUUCGAAUGUCCAGGUGAUCUACUUCAACAAUACUGGGCCCUACGAGCUUAUAACGCUUGUGGAUAACGAUAACCUAGGGAGGAUUAUAGACUACGAGCAGAUCGAUACCAUACAAGAGAUCAGGAACAAGAUCGGCGAGAAGGCCAAGGCGAUGCCCGAGAGCACAAGAUUGGUGGUGGUGAUCGAGAACUUGUAUCUGAUUUUAGAACUGCCACAGGCGCAGCUCUCGUACAACGAGAAGAACCAGUUGUUGGUGAGUGUAGUGAGGAAGGCUACGAGUGGAACGACGCCGUAUGCGUUGUUUCUAGUUGACAAGGAGUACAGCAGCUACGUGAGCAUGUUGGUGGAUGAAGAGGUAGAGGUGUAG